This is a messenger RNA of Anthonomus grandis grandis, 557 nucleotides long. Its product is annotated as ejaculatory bulb-specific protein 3-like. The record is from RefSeq and is a predicted model, not a curated record. Bases 95 to 481 code for a protein of 128 amino acids. NCBI's taxonomy places the organism in Eukaryota, Metazoa, Arthropoda, Insecta, Coleoptera, Curculionidae. The transcript is spliced from 2 exons.
GCGUAGUACCUUAAAUGGUACUUUAGCACUCAAAUUACUCGUAUACAACGCAUUUUGGCAAAACUUCCUCUUUUUAUUAAAUACAACGAUAAAGAUGAAACUGUUGGUAAUCUCUUGUGUGCUCAUGGGGGUUUUGGUGGUUUGCUUGGCGGAUGAUAAGUACACCACCAAGUACGAUAACGUCGAUCUGGAUCAGAUUUUGCAGAGCGAUCGUUUGCUGAGGAAUUACGUGAAUUGUCUAUUGGAGAAGGGCAAAUGUACUCCGGAUGGAGUAGAACUCAAGAAAAAUCUUCCCGAUGCCUUGGAAAACGGCUGCCAAAAGUGCACGGACACCCAACAAAAAGGCGCAAGAAAAGUGAUUCACUUCCUAAUCAAGAACAAACGCGAAUGGUGGAACGAGUUGGCCGCCAAAUACGACCCUGAUGGCACCUACACGAAGAAAUACGAGGAGGAGAUCAAAAAGGAGAAUUUGAACAUUUAAAUAUAUUUUGUAUAUUAUAAUGUAUAUAAAUGAGGACAUAUGAAAUAUGAAUUAGAAUAAAAUUAUGAAUAAAUAA